UUCUCUAACUGGCUCAGCUAGUCAGUCUAUGCCAACGCCUGUACCUGCUCACUCCAGGAGACAGCUGUCAAACAGGUAGCCUUCCUCAGGGUCGCUCCUGCUGUUCAGUCCUUCAUCCAGCCUGAGCUUCGUGUAGCUCCCUGGGCCAAAAUCAGGUGUUAUUCAGCUUUUUUUUUGGAUGUGUAUUUUCUAAGACCAAGGCUUUCCUUAUAGACGAACUUUGGAUACAGAGAACUGCCGGUCAUGUCUACAGGGGACAGACAGUCUGUUUUGCGUACGACGAAAGUCCGCAACACGCUGAAGGGUGACAACAGCUGGAUCCAACGCCGCAAAGAUCCUGAAGAAGAGGAGGAGGAGAAGCCAUGGGUCGUAGAGGUGCGCGCAGGUCGCCUCAAUGGUGCAUUCAGCGACACCCCACCAGAAACCACCCCUACCCAACCAGAGCCUCAGCCUAAGCCCAGCACAGACAGCCCUAAGGCACCAGCGUCUGGAUACCUGAUCAGAGGCGUUUUCACAAAGACGGACACCAAACCAACUUCACCGAGAUCUACCAACGGCUUUGCUGGGACACCUGGCUUCAACAAAAAGCCCUCUGAGGGAUACAAGAAAAUUGCUCCUCACACUGUUCGCCCAAGCUUGGAGAGCACAGCUGGAGAGACAGACCCAGCUAUCAGCAAAGAGGAACAGGAAAGAAGGACUGAGCUGGCCAACAACGCCCUGAAGAGCUCAGCAGCCAGACAGCGGUCAUACGUUCUUUCAGCUGCAAAGAAAUAUGAGUCUCCACCAGAGAAACUGGACAGCUCUGACCCGCCAGUCAUAUCUUUUGUUGCCAAAAGGGUUGUCAUCAGUGAUGAUGAUGAAGACAGUGACCCAGCAGUCAAACCCCCAGCAGCCCCGGCUUCUCCAGCUCCAGCUCAGCCUGCACCUAAACAGAGUGCGGAGAUGACCGUGGAUGGCCCGGCACUUCCAGCUGCUCCAGUCAGAAAGAAAGUGCCAUCUGCAACACCUGAACCAACACCUAGGACCAAAGCAGAGCCUGCUCCAAAACAAAGCAGUAAUGCCCUUGAUGCCCUCUCUGAUACUCUGAUGUCUUCCACCCCAGCACCCAGUGUCUCGAAGCCGGUUGCUGAAGUCACUCCACCUGCUCCAGAGGCAAAAAAAGCCCCAUCGACAGCCCCUGAACCCAAACCCAAAACGGAGCCCACUCCUAAACCAAGUGCCACUGAGCCAGUCACUCCAGCUGUCCCUGUCGCAAAGGAAGCCCCAUCCACAGCACCUGAACCUAAACCCAAAGCAGAGCCCACUCUUAAACCCAGUGUCACAGAGCCAGUCGCUCCACAGAAAGUUCCAGCAACAACACCAGAGCCACAGCCCAAAGCAGAGCCCACUCCAAAACCAAGUGCUGCUGCCCCAACUACUCCAGCUGCUCCAGUUACACAGAAAGCCCCACCUGCAGCACCAGAACUCAAACAGGAACCCGUGCCUAAAAUAAGUGUCACUGAACCAGUCCCAGCACAGAAAGCCCCAUCCGCAGCACCAACACCCAAACAGGAACCAACUCCUAAACAAAGUGUUACUGAGCCAAGUGCUCAAGUCACUCCAGUUGCUCCAGUGGCUGCAGAAAAGAAAGCCCCCACUGCAUCACCUGAAGCCAAAAAAGAGCCCACUCCGAAACCAAGUGUCCCAGCUGCUCCAGUUGAACAGAAAGCCCUGUCCACAACACCAACACCUAAAGCAGAGCCCACUCCUAAACCGAGUGUCACUGAGCCGGUUCCAGCUGCUCCAGUUGCACAGAAAGCCCCAUCCACAACACCAGAACCCAAACCCAAAACAGAGCCCACUCUGAAAUCAAGUGUCACAGAGCCGGUUCCAGCCCCGUCCACAACACCAGAACCCAAACCCAAAACAGAGCCCGCUCCUAAACCAAGUGUCACUGAGCCGGUUCCAGCUGCUCCAGUUGCACAGAAAGCCCCAUCCACAACACCAGAACCCAAACCCAAAACAGGGCCCACUCUGAAAACAAGUGUCGCUGAGCCAGUUCCAGCUGCUCCAGCCCCACCCACAACACCAGAACCCAAACCCAAAACAGAGCCAACACCUAAAGCAAGUCUUACUGAGCCAGUUCCAGCUGCUCCAGCUCCACAGAAAGCCCCAUCCAUUACACCAGAACCCAAAACAGAACCCCCUCCUAAAGCAAGUGUCACUGCUCCAGCUGCUCCAGCUGCUCCAGCUGCUCCUGCUGCACAGAAAGCCCCGCCCACAACACCAGAACCCAAACCCAAAACAGAGCCCACUCCUAAAGCAAGGGUUGACCCUAAGCCGGUCGAGAAGACCAGCGGCUUGAACGAUGAUGAUCUGCUGGGGCUGACUCAGAGUGCACCUCAGAAGCCAGUGAACCCCGUCCCCACCACCACAGACCUGCUGUCAGGAGCUGACAGCUCUCUGCCCAAGACUGAGAAGACCAAGAAAUCUCUGGACCUGCUUGCGGACGAUGUCAUCCCCUUUGAUACCAAUCCUGACAAACAAAGCACUGAUAAAACAACUACGAAGAUUGAGACAACACAAACUAUUGUGCAGUCGAAGGACCCAAAGAGUUCAACAGAAAUGGUCACCACCACAACCACCAAAACUGAGACCAUCACACAGAACAGCUCUCUGCCCCAAUCACAGAAGACUCAGGAGUCUUUGGACCUUCUUGCGUUUGAUGUCAUCCCCUUUGACACUAAAAAGGACAAACUGGACGCUGACAAAACAAAGAGCAAAGUUGAGACGACCAAAACUGUGACGUGGCCGAAGGAGGAAUUACUGAGCUCUGCUGAUCCAUUUGAUCCUAUUCCGAUAGUGAGCGAGUGCACAAAGAGCCCUGUGGAGCUGUUCGAUCCUCUACUGUCGGACAGUUCCAGUGAGAAUCUGCCUGCUGAUGCCCUGAGCUCCUUGGCUAAAGAUGUCAUUCCAAUCGACACAGACUUCACAAGCCUCAGCAGUGACACUUCAAAGGAGCCUUCUGACAGCAGUGUACCCAGCGCAAACCAGAGGUCAUCUGACAAUGUCUCCCCAUGGGACAGAUGGACAUCUCCUAUUCUAAACACCACAACGGAGAACAGGGACGCUGACCUGCAACCAAUGGAUACAAGUUACACACCUUACACCAGAAGGGUGGACAGGAGUGCCCUGGAGCCAAAGUCACUGGACAGUGACCUUAAGAAGGGCAUCGUUUAUGUCAAAGAGUACGUAAACACGCCUGGGCUGCCCACAUACAACAGCAGCGACUUGGAUUAUGUGACCUCGGCCAGCUCCAACUAUGCAUACAGCAGCCCCUCCAGCACAAACAUGACCGCCUGCACAUACUGUGGUGGCCCCGUAGGGAAUGACGCCAAGAUCACCAUCGAACACCUCAACAUCUCGUGCCAUCCUGAAUGCUUCAAGUGCGGCAUCUGCAGUAAACCAAUGGGUGAUUUUCUCCACAGCAUGUUUUUGCACCGCGGGACAGUCCAUUGUGAAAGCUGCUAUGCUAACGUACUUUAGUCUUCCUUCGUCACCACUGUGCUGAAUGUUAGUUACCAAUGUAGACAUCUCGAGACAUUUUUAAGUCCUGGGAGUUUGUCCUUUCUGAUUAUUUAGAAAUGAAAUAUGUUCUCUAUAUGAAUUCUUCCUCGUUCCUUCAACAACUUGUUACUAUUCCUGUUGUUUAACAUGAUUCUGAUGCAUUAAAUGUGUUUGGUGGUAAAAAUGGAAUCAUUUAGUUUCAGGGUUUUUACUGUUUUCUAGCAUCUUAAAGAUGAAAAAUUAAGAAAUUUGAAGUAUCAAGAAUGAAAUAUCAUUUUUUUUGCUGUUGUUUUAAUCCUUUGAAGCCGAAUAUUUUUCUAAAACUGUGAAUACAUUUACUUGAAAAUAUCUAUUGUAUUUCUUUCAUAUAGUUUAACAGAAUAUCAGCCAAACGGCAAAUAAAAGUUUGUGUAUAUCCUC
Messenger RNA from Colossoma macropomum (tambaqui), 3966 nucleotides. RefSeq names its product zinc finger protein 185 with LIM domain (gene znf185). The record is from RefSeq and is a predicted model, not a curated record. The transcript is spliced from 44 exons. Bases 244 to 3525 code for a protein of 1093 amino acids. Lineage: Eukaryota; Metazoa; Chordata; Actinopteri; Characiformes; Serrasalmidae.